UGGGAAAAGAAUUGAAGCUAUCAUCUGUCAUUUUUGACUAAGCAAGCUGCAGCUUCAAGCCGAGGACUGAGCUGUGCAGAGGCUUGGGCUUGGUUUUUGCCAAAUCCUGAGGGCGAAGAAACCUCAAAUUCUUAACAGUGACGAUGAUAUCAUCUUUGCCUUGGUAUCUUACCACAUUGGUCAAGGUAAGCGCGGAAUUGAGCCAACUGCCAAGAUAAUAGCCGCGUAGGACUCUGAGGACAUGCCUCGUGUUUGGGCUACUUUCCUUACUUACUUCCACGAGUACCUCAUUCCCACCCCCUUGAUGAGGGAGUUCGCUGGCCAGCUCAUACUCGUACUUCAUUUUGCCCACGCAAGCAGUGUCAUUUAUACUGAUAUCAGACAACCCAACAUCAUGAUCAAAUUCCAAGAUACAUCCCUCAUCAAGUCUGAACUCCCCAUCGACCACCCAACCCCAACACAAAGCCGAACCGAGGCAAAGUACACUCCGAUCCUAAACCGUUCCGUAAUAGGCUGCUACACCACCGUCGACCCCAGAAGCGACCCAACGCUUAUUCUCUAA
Molecule: messenger RNA, 562 nt
Organism: Podospora pseudocomata
Lineage: Eukaryota; Fungi; Ascomycota; Sordariomycetes; Sordariales; Podosporaceae
Exons: 2
Coding region: 242-562 (106 amino acids)
Source: RefSeq, a predicted model, not a curated record